GCGCUGUGGACUGGCGGCCUGUCGGGGGCGCGCUGUGGACUGGCGGCCGACUAUCGUGCAUCGUUGACCGGAGACGUGAUGUGUUAGGGCCGGUAGCAGCGCUCGGGGAUUGGCCGCCUCAUGGUGCACUGCAUCUCUAUGGUGUGGCGCAAGGUGCUGAGGAAACGCUGGGUCCUCGCCCUGGUCUUCGGUCUCUCGCUCGUCUAUUUCUUGCGCAGCACUUUGAGACAGGAGGAAAGAACGGUACUCGACCGAAAUUUGUUGCAGCUUCGAGGUCCUGAACGACGAAUUGUAUGGAAAGUGCGUUUUAACUUGGGUAACAGCAGCAGACAGAAUGAGCAAUGUCGAAAUUCUGUCCAGGGUAAACUGCUAAUUACAGAUGAACAAGGUUAUGUAUGUGAAAGGAAGAACUUGCUUGUAAAUGGCUGCUGCAGUAUAAAUGCACCAAGCACAAAACUGCAUGCAUGUGACACCUGCUUGCCUAAUGACUGCUGCAGUGUGUAUGAGUAUUGUGUUUCUUGUUGUCUACAGCCAAAUAAGCAACCUCUAUUGGAACAUUUCCUAAACAGGGCUGCAGAAGCUUUCCAAAAUCUGUUUACAGCAAUUGAGGACCACUUUGAGCUCUGCCUGGCAAAGUGCAGAACAUCUUCUCAGAGCGUUCAGCAUGAAAAUAACUACCGAGAUCCUGCUGCAAAGUAUUGCUAUGGAGAAGAUCUGCCAGAACUACUUCCGCUGUAAUCUAUGUUAAAUGGUAGUUAUAAUUAAGGCAUAUUUUGUUUGGGCAAACUUUCACUGUGGAAGGAAUACAGAUUUUCUUAAAAUAAGAAACUACAAUAACUUUCUUUUCUAUAUCAGUAUUUAAUAUUUAUUUUGUUGUCGCUUUUGAACUGCCUUGAUUGCAGCAAUCAAGACAACCAAAUGCCAAACAGUAUCCAUCCAAAUCUGUAAUUAGUGUUGUGCUGAACAUUGCAGCCUGAGCAGACUACUGCCAGUAAAUAAAGAAUCAUCUGCUACACUAAUUACAGUUUAUUUGCAUAUUUGGAAAUUAAUCUGUGCAAGAUAUGUAAAUAUAUGCAUAUGUUUAUCAAAAUUAAGAUGUACACAACACUUGAUUUAUGAGCAGUUCAGGCGUCUUGCUUGCUUGAUUGUCACUAAGUCUUGCCAAUUUAUGAAGGACACUAGCUUAUUGGAGCCAAGUGAGCUGUGAUAUUUGCAGCAGCAGAGUUGAAAUGUUUUAGUGAUGUAUAGAAUGCAAACUAUGGAGAGUGCUGGCAUUGUUGACAUUAGGAUAUCGCCAAUUGAUAUAAUAAAUAUCAUGUUUAUUGGUAAUAUUGUAUAUUGACAAUAUACCUUCUAUAUUAUCAUGGGGUUCGAGAUUUGUGUUUGGUAGUAUUGGUAGCUUGCAUUGUGGUAAUGAAAGCACAUUGAAUUCUGUCUGAUACUCAAUUUAUUUGAAGUCAAUGUAACAGAAUUUCAGUAGCUGAGUUCUUUGUGUAUGAUUACAACAUAUAGUGUGAGCAACAUGGGAUAAGUUUCUAUUCUGUGAUAUUGUACUUCAUUUUGCACAAACUAAAGAUCAUUUGUAAUCUUUCCAUGUUCCUGAUAAUGUCAGCACUCCCAAGGUGACAACCCAUUAAUCAAUGAAAGACUAAGCAAAAGUCUAGAGGGACAUUUUCUACAAUAUAGAUAAAAACAAAAAAAGGGGGGAAAAACCUGUUCGAGUUUCCUGACAAUCUUUGGAAUAAAGUAAAUCUUUGGAAUUAUAGAUAAAACGUCCUAUGGUUAUAAUAAUCUCAAUUUUUUAAAUCAUGAAUUUUCAUUGAUUGUUUGAGGUUGAAAGGGGUUAUUUUUUUUUAAAUUUGAAAGAGUCUCUAUGCAGAUGAGCUGGUUACAAAGGAUUAGUAAAAAGAAAACGCUAAAAUGAGACAAUUCUAUAUGUUUAUGUCUGAAGUAUGAUGUAGAGAAUAUCAAUCUGAGGGCUAGAACAAAUCAUAUGCUUCUAUUUUAUAUUUCCUAUUUGAGGUUUCUAUUAACUUAAUGUAAUCUAAUUUAAUUAGUGUAUGCGAUUAAAUGGAAAUGUAACUACAAGAUGUAUAACCAUUUUUUUUAUGUCAAUGGAAUAACGUCCAAUUAAAUGACAAUUGUAAGAAUUGA
Molecule: messenger RNA, 2154 nt
Organism: Leucoraja erinaceus (little skate)
Lineage: Eukaryota; Metazoa; Chordata; Chondrichthyes; Rajiformes; Rajidae
Gene: spring1
Product: SREBF pathway regulator in golgi 1
Exons: 5
Coding region: 121-738 (205 amino acids)
Biological process (GO): positive regulation of SREBP signaling pathway
Source: RefSeq, a predicted model, not a curated record